This is a messenger RNA of Acanthosepion pharaonis, 669 nucleotides long. The record is from the annotation of a GenBank genome assembly. Lineage: Eukaryota; Metazoa; Mollusca; Cephalopoda; Sepiida; Sepiidae.
AUGAGUUCCUUUUUCUUUUUCAUUCUAUUUAUCUUUAUCCUUUUAUGUCUUUCUUUUCUUAUUUUUCUCCCAUUGCUUCUUUCUUUCUUUCUCUUUCUUUCUUUCUUUCGUUCUUUCUUUCGUUCUUUCUUUCUCUUUCUUUCUUUUUCUUUCUUUCUUUCUUUCGUUCUUUCUUUCAUUUCUUCCUUUUUGUUCUUUCAUGACUUCUUUCAUUCAUUCUUUCUUUCUAUGCUUCCUUCCUUCUUUCCUUCUUUCAUUCUUUCCUUCGUUCGUUCUUUCUUUCUUUCUUUUAUUCUUUCGUUCUUUCUUUCCUUCUUUCAUUCCUUCUUUCAUUCCUUCUUUCUUUCUUUCUUUCUUUAUUUUUCAUUCUUUCGUUCUUUCUUUCCUUCUUUCUUUCAUUCCUUCCCUUUUGUUCUUUCAUUACUUCUUUCAUUCAUUCUUUAUUUAUUUCCAUAUUUCUUUCAUUCAUUCUUUCUUUCUCUGCUUCUUUCUUUCUUUCCUUCUUUCUUUCUUUCUUUCUUUCUUUCUUUCUUUCUAUUCGGCUCAUAUAACCUAUUCUUUCUUUCUUUCUUUCUUUCUGUCUUCUUUCUUUCUUUCUUUGGGCGUAUUAUAUCUUUUUUUUUUCUUCUUCGUUGCAGCUUUUCUUUCUGUUUAUUAUCAAUCAAGUGA